This is a messenger RNA of Sinocyclocheilus rhinocerous, 267 nucleotides long. Its product is annotated as stress-70 protein, mitochondrial-like. The transcript is spliced from 2 exons. The record is from RefSeq and is a predicted model, not a curated record. NCBI's taxonomy places the organism in Eukaryota, Metazoa, Chordata, Actinopteri, Cypriniformes, Cyprinidae. The annotation marks the transcript as partial. Gene Ontology annotation, molecular function: ATP-dependent protein folding chaperone; ATP binding.
UGUGCUCCUCAGGUGUUCUCCACCGCUGCUGAUGGACAGACUCAGGUGGAGAUCAAGGUUUGUCAGGGAGAGCGAGAGAUGGCCACAGACAACAAGCUUCUGGGACAGUUCACGCUGGUCGGCAUCCCUCCGGCUCCUCGUGGAGUCCCGCAGAUUGAAGUCAGCUUUGAUAUCGACGCUAACGGGAUCGUGCACGUCUCCGCUAAAGACAAGGGCACCGGCCGAGAACAGCAGAGUGAGUCCAGACAAACAUCAAUGAUAUAUGCU